AUGCUUAAAAAAGUCCUUCGUUCAUCAGUAAAAACCAACUCUAGCACCUCAUCUAGCACCGCUAGAAAAAUUUCAUGUUUGUUCCACACAUCAACCAAGAGUGAAGCUUCCGUAUAUGAAGACUUGAAGACUUUGAAUCCUGAUGAGGCUUUUCCUUGGAUUGAACAUAACAUACCAAAAAGACACGCCCAACAUCCUUACGAAAUUUCUUCUUUAAGUUUCAAUGGUUUAGGAAAGUCAAAGAAACCACCAAAUCCAAUCGUCUUUAUUCAUGACUAUACAACAAAUUCAAAAGUUUUCUCAACAAUUGCCCGUAAACUUAACUACCCAUAUGGUAUAGUUACUAUGGAUUUGAAGGGAAGAGGUAAAACCCAAGUUACCGAUUUGAACCAAUUAUACAAUACACAAGAGGAAAAGGAAAAAACAUCAGGUUCUUUGAACUUGGUUAAUCAUGCUUUAGAUUUUGUUAGAUUGUUGACAUACUACGGAUUACCAAGAGCCUUUGUUGUUGGUCAUGGUUUUGGAGCAAAUAUUGCAUAUAUGUUAAUGAACAAAUGUCCAGACCGUAUUAGUGGUGCUGUUUUAAUUAAUGGUGGAUACCCUAUCAACAAGGCUUCAAUGGCUGAUGUUACUCAAUUGCACGAAAAGAUAGCAUCUACAUUCGCUUCUCCAAACGAGGCUCUAUUCCUUCAAGGUGCUGUUAAUAGUGAAAACAUUGAUUUUAAAUCAUUUGUUGAAUUUUCAAAGAGUCAAAAUAAUGAUGAUGUAAGAUUAGCUGCCACAAAGGAUUUGAGAUCAUUGGAAGACUAUGCACCUUCAUUGGAAGAAUUAAUUCGUUUAAGACAUCCAAUCGCUUUAAUUCGUUCUGAGCAUGGUUUGAAGGAUGGCGAUAAGAAGCCAAUUAUUGAUACCAAGGUUCUCAAAUCUAUGGAAACAACUCUCAACACCAAAUCAGUAAUCACUGUCAAUGGUUCUAAUCACUAUAAUAUGCUUUUUGAUGAGAAAUAUGCUGAACAAAUUGCCAAUACAAUUGACAAGUUCGUCAGUGGUUAUGAUAUUCACAAGAUAAUUGAACAACGAUUUGUCGAUAUCAAAGGAACUGAUGAUAUUAAGGCUGAAGAGUAA
This is a messenger RNA of Naegleria gruberi, 1125 nucleotides long. RefSeq lists its product as uncharacterized. The coding region runs from base 1 to 1125 and encodes 374 amino acids. NCBI's taxonomy places the organism in Eukaryota, Heterolobosea, Eutetramitea, Acrasida, Naegleriidae. The record is from RefSeq and is a predicted model, not a curated record. The transcript has a single exon.